UGAUAUCACGUUUGUAGGAACGAGAAUCGGCUGAAAUCAAAGCACGAUACUGUUGGUGCGAUUACCGUUCUUUGAAUCAGCAAUUAGUAAUCUUUAGCAGUUCGUGGAUUGCGGUUAAUACACACGAUAAAAAACCGUCGUGGAGACGUAAUGAGAAAAAGAAGAAAAACUGAAAGAAAGAAAGAUACAUCGUAAAAAUGAAAUGAAAACCAUGGUACUACCAACAUGUUUACACUCCGAUGUCGAGACAUCGUGGCGUACUAUAAAUAAACGAGUCCAUAGGCGUCGCGAAUAUUGAUUGACUGUUUGGCAACGUGCAAGUCUGAAAGAAAGUAAACAGUCCCGCGCCUUGCAUCAGGACGCAUUUAACCGGUCCAUCGAAAGUGUAUCCCGAAUGACGUUCAAAGGACGCGAUUUCCGUUUAACUGCAACUUCAACUUCUGACACACGUAAAAACCUACGGCAUCGUAAAUGUAACAGGUAUUCCAGAAUAAUUUUGUGUGCGUGCGAAACGCGUUAAGGUAAUCUCUUAUUUUUUUACUUCUUUUUGCCGUAACGUUUUAUCCAGCAAUCUAUCGUAUCGUGUUACGACGACAAACAGAGAGCGUGUUGCUAUUAAUAACACUGAAUAAAAAUCUCUUGCAGAUCUUCAACCGCUUCAAUGUCAUUGUUGGAAAAUUUCAACAAUCGAUUUGAUCGAAGAAAGGUAUUUCAUCGUACAGUUUGCCGAUUUGCUAAUCUCGUUCGUCAAACUGUGUUUUCAGGGAAGAUUUUGAGGAAAACGAAUCGAAGCUCCCGAUAGUGAUUUGAAUUUUAUGCAAAUUAGAUAACCCGCGAAACAAAAGACUCGUGGAAAGAUUUGUAAACAAAAUUGUUAGCAUACAAAACAUCGUAUUUAGAUAUACGAAGCUUGUAUUUUCAUAAAAAAGUAAUUAGUUGGCAAUUAAUGACAACAAACACACGAGUGCAAUCAGGCUUUUAUUUUAAAUACAACCGAUAAAAUAUGCAAUGUUUGCAAGCAGGGAAACGGGGUCAAUGUCAAUUAAUUAAACUCGAUUACAAAGAUGGAAAUCAUCAACAAUUACAUUCUUCUAGUCGACGUAUGAAUUUUUCAGAGCAUCGCCUGUUCAUUGACAUUUACAUUUAAAAAGGUUCUACAUGCGCGGCAAACCAGGCGCAAUCAACAGCAAACUGCAAAGAUGUUCAGCGACGACGACUCGCCUUAUCGUAUCGCGCCUGCGACGCCGUCCAAUCAGCCUAACAAGAUUUCGAAGAAGAAAAUAUAAUUCACCGUAGUAUUAGCCCAUUAACUAUACCAGAGGUCUGAAAUAUGUUAUUUUUCAAGACAGCGCCUUUUAUAAAUAGAUAAUUGACUCUAUAGUCAAUGUUUAACCCUUUCCACUCGUAUUUAUAUUUGAAACAGCUACCAAUCAACUCGGAAUUUUUUUUCAUAUUCAAAAUGAAAACAAUUUUUAUAGGAACAUAUUACAAUUUAACUUACGAGCGCAAAGGUGAAACGUAUACGAGUGGAAAGGGUUAAAUAGGUAGUAAAUUAAAAAACAAUCUGUGAGUAUAAAAGGCACGGAAUGGGUUAAAGGUUUAUUGAAUUUUAGAGGUUGCGCUCGCCGGUUUUCGAAGACCGCCGCCAAUGCGGUGUAUCCGCAAUUAUUGCGUCAGCUAUCGCGAACCGUGUCGUUGGUGAUUGGACAGUCCCCGAAGAGCGGGAAAUCCCCGUUGAAACCUGCUCUUCCGCGCUAUCCAUCCCCGCGGUUCUCCCGCUGACGUCUUUCGCGUCAGCACAUCGAGCUUCCGACCCCGUCUUCGUCAGAGACAUUACGGCGACCGGCGAUCAGUAUCGCGCUGCGCGACAUCGCCGCAACAUUCUUCGUGCUAGGUGUUUUUUCUUCUGUUUCAAGUUCUCGAAUACAGCGAUGAUAUUUAUUUUCAACGCCGAUCUGUGAUACAACACCCUGGACGAUCAUUGUGACACCUAUUCGGAAAAAGAUUGUUGCAUUUUGAAAGCAUUGUUAUAUACUGUUGUGGAGAAAAACAAGUGAUUAUUAUGAUGGAUCUGUUUAACAAUUACGGCAGGACGGACUUAUCGGAGGUGUGCCCUUUGUUCUCUAAUCUCAACGACGAUGACGAGCCCUACUUACUGGAUAUGGAUUCGUUAAAGACGCGGAAAACAAACGGCCCGACAACGCGUAGUUACGAACCCAAUCGAAAAAGAUGUACCUUUGGCGACGAAAACAAUGAAAUUGACGGUGCCGGCUGGUCGGAUAAACCUGUCAGAAAUUGGUGCCAGGAAGAAACGAUCAAUUGGUUGAUAUCUGCGGCAUCAUACAUUGGACAACCGUACGGUUUAAUUCAACAAAGUCUUGCAGUACCAGGACACGAAUUAGUUACCUUCACAAGAGACGAUUUUAUAAAUCAUGAUCCCUUGUAUGAUCGGCUCUAUGACCUACUCCACUCUCAGCAUAUCUCAAACAUACCUCCAACAUUCGACACCAUUCAUCCCGAUUCCGAAGAGCAGUACGCGCGAAUUAAUUCUAUUAGUACAUCAGACACAGAAUCAGAUAAUAACAGUAUUGAUGUAUCUACCAAACGACCACCAGUUAGACCAAGAGUAUUAAAAACGAAAAAGAAUUCCACCAGUCAAGGAAACUAUGGGAAUUCAUUAGAGAUUUAUUACGUAAUCGAGAAACGUGUCCAAGUCUAAUACGUUGGGAAGAUUAUUCGCAAGCGAAAUUUCGGUUUGUUAAAAGUGACGAGGUCGCGAAACGAUGGGGUUCGCGAAAAGGAAACACAAAGAUGACCUACGAGAAACUGAGUCGAGCUAUGAGGUAUUAUUACAAAAGUCAAAUCUUUCAACCUGUAUUGGGCCGAAGAUUGGUCUACCAAUUUGGGACCCAACGCAAAAGGUUGGCAGACUGACAAUCCGAAUUUGGAUAUUAAUCUUACCUACCGACUCUACGAAUUUCCUCAAGUUUCAUUCGUUGUAAAAAUUGCAUA
Osmia bicornis bicornis is the source of this 3012-nucleotide messenger RNA. RefSeq lists its product as uncharacterized. NCBI's taxonomy places the organism in Eukaryota, Metazoa, Arthropoda, Insecta, Hymenoptera, Megachilidae. The record is from RefSeq and is a predicted model, not a curated record.